Carcharodon carcharias (great white shark) is the source of this 3009-nucleotide messenger RNA. It is a transcript of the gene snx10b, whose product is annotated as sorting nexin 10b. Gene Ontology annotation, biological process: intracellular protein transport. Gene Ontology annotation, molecular function: phosphatidylinositol binding. Bases 115 to 606 code for a protein of 163 amino acids. The record is from RefSeq and is a predicted model, not a curated record. The transcript has 7 exons. NCBI's taxonomy places the organism in Eukaryota, Metazoa, Chordata, Chondrichthyes, Lamniformes, Lamnidae.
UGGUCGUUGUCAUGUGAUCGGGCUGAUCCAACCUCGGCACCAAAUCGAAAGGAGCUGCUUCUGAGUGCAGUUACCCAGUGUCUUGGUGCUGUGGACAGGCUUUCACUUGGAGCAAUGGAACAAACAAUAAAGGACAAAAGAAAGGAAUUCAUCAGUGUGUGGGUGCGAGAUCCAAGAAUCAAGAAAGAAGAUUCAUGGCACUCCUAUGUAGAUUAUGAAAUUUGUGUUCAUACUAAUAGUAUGUGUUUCACAAAGAAGACUUCCUGUGUUCGAAGACGUUACAGAGAAUUUGCUUGGCUCAGGCAGCGACUUCAAGACAAUGCUGUAUUGAUAAGUUUACCAGAGUUCCCUCCUAAAAGUCCUUUUUUUAGUGCCAAUAAUGCCCAACAUGUUGAGCAACGUCGUCAAGGCCUCCAAGACUUUCUAGAGAAAGUAUUGCAGAUCAACAUCCUCCUUUCAGAUAGCAGAUUGCACCUCUUCUUGCAGACACAGCUAAACCCUACAGAGAUUGAGGCCUGUGUCUCGGGUCAGACUGACUACACGGUUGAUGAUGCAGUUCAUAGGCAUGCCACUUCUAACCGAAGGUUCCCUGUAGAGGAAGCAUAGAAAGUAAAGAUCUGUUUAUAUUUAAACUGCGAAAGCACUUCAUCCUCGGGGCUUGGAAAUGGCAGCAAUGACAACAACGCAAAGCCGUAAAAGAUGAACAUUGCGAGUACCUGUUUUGUGGCUCAUUUUUUGCUUUGGGCAUGUGUUCAGAAUCUACAGUCCAGACUGCUGAUUAUUCCAAAUGUAUACCUCCAAAUGGACCUCAUUCACAGAAGAUAUUUGUGAAAGCCCAUUCUGAUGCACUGUUUUUCUUCUUGGACAGGAAAAUAUUUAUUUGUGUCUACAGUGAAAAUUGCUGUUAACUUUCUGAUAUGAGAUGCUGUAUUUGUAAUUACAGCUUCUGGGGUGAAGAGGUGUAGGACAUAUACAAUUGCAGUAAGCAUCAGAAUAACUAAUUGAAAUGAGUUUUAAAACAAAAACUAUUAGGAGUAGUCAAAUAUAUAUUUUUUUAAACUUAACUCCUAACUAAUCUAAAACUUGGAUCUUCUGAUUGCAAUGUAUGUUUGUGGGGUGAAAGGGAGAAAUGUGCAUUCUAUUCACAGCAAUCCCACUGCUACAGAGGUCUUUCAUACAAGAGCUGCUCUUUCUUGGAAGAACAUAAUGUGAUGCGUGGGGGAAAUGUCAUCCGAUCAUUCAUAAAUCACUCCUAGGCAGAUUUUAUGCUAAUUAAUCACUCAGUGUCUUGAUUUAGUAACAUGCUUGCCAUAGAAACUUUUGAUUUCAGCCUGUAAAUUUAGUUGUUACUUGAUUAGGAUGGGAAAAUUCACUGGUUAAAACCCUAAACAGUAACUUUCAGUAUUGGUUAUAGCUUAACCUUACGUUAAGUAAUAGUGCACUGAGAUCCAUUAAAGCAGCUUGGUUUUUUUUGAAAACCCAAACUCAAAAUAUUUAACGCUUAUAGUUUUACACCUGUAUACCUUAAUAACGUAAAGCUGGCCACUUUCUGUUUACUGCACUCAUGAUUGAGUUACAUCAUUGAGAUUAAAUUUGUAUUGUACUCGACAAUGUUAGAGAAUUGUUCAUUUGAUUUAAUGACUUGAAGUGCUAUUUUAACUGUAUAGAAGAAAUUUUGGUUGUGUUGACUGUCAGUUUGACUCUGACUCUGUUAAGAAAAUGUAUUCUUGCUCCUUCCAGCAAGUAUUCUUGGUCUUCAAAUUGUUUAAAUACCUGGUACAGAUAGUAAUUCUAUUCCACCCCCCCCCCCAAGCAGGAAGUUAGCAAGAUUGAUUUCCCAGUUUUGGCAGAGGUGGAGAUGAGAUGGGGUGCUGCAAUUAUUCAGAGCACCCCUGGGGUUGCCUGGCUCCCUGCUCCUAAUAGUUAGCAAUUGCUACCAGGAAGUUAUGUGUUGGCAUUGGAUAAGGACAGAAUCUGUUCUGAUACCCUUCUGAACAACCAGCCAGCCAGUAACUAGUUCCAGGCUUUCUCAUGAAAAUGGCCACUAGGUUGAGGGAACAGAGGGAGACUACUGCUUGUGGAAUCUUGACCUAGUAGGAAGCAAAUACCUUUUUAUGGAAGGGAAAGGAUUGGGAAUGUGAUGGAAAUCAGCUUUUUAAACAAAAAAAAUCCACCAGUGUUCAUAAUUUACUAUUUUGAAGAUAGUUAAUUAAUGUGCAACUUUAACAUUCUACCCAAAAAUAUAACAAGAUUUAAUAAAUCAUGAUUUGAUUAUGGAUUUAAAAAAAUAACUUAUUUAUAUCCUGUGUUCUAUGGAUAUUCAUCUUUGAACCACUAUAUACUCCAGGAGCUUAAUUAUUUAACAACUUGUCCUCAGAACAAUUUGCUUUGCCCUUCUUUUCCAUCCUGAUCUUAUCAAGAAAAUUGAGAUGUUCAAGAUAAACAGUCACUACCUAGAUUAUUUUGGUUACAUUGCUGCCUCAGUAUUUUAUUAAAAUAAAUCAAUACGAAUAAUCUAGUUAGAUUGGUGAAACCGGGUUUAGUGCUGAAUUGGAUUUUCUCUUGUUACUAAAGGCUAUGGUUUAAUAAUGCUCAAAUAAUUAUUUUCUGUUCUACUAAAUAAUGCAAAAAAAAACUUUUGGGAGCUGUAAGGCUCUGGUCUGAGUGUUACGAAAAUGAUCAUUAUUUGUCUCCCUGAUGCUGUGAAUCUGAAUUUGUCUGUCAUUUUUUUAAUAGCUGCAAUGUAUUAUUUGUUUAGCCUGUUGGCCAUGAUAAUGUUAUCUGUGAGAGCUGGAAAAUAAACUCUGCAAUCUGGAUUAGUUUUGUAGGAAAAUGUUUGGACCAUGUAAAAAGAAGCUGGAACUUCACUAGAUGGCUCAUAGUGUGCUCUGCUUCACUUGAUCUGUGCAAAAGUUUGUCCACUAUGGACUCUUAUUCAAAAGUCAAUGUUUACAAGAAUUGUGCACUACUGUACUUUUUUAUUACUUUAAUAAAUUUAUCAAAAUGUGA